Molecule: messenger RNA, 810 nt
Organism: Toxorhynchites rutilus septentrionalis
Lineage: Eukaryota; Metazoa; Arthropoda; Insecta; Diptera; Culicidae
Exons: 2
Coding region: 1-810 (269 amino acids)
Biological process (GO): tissue regeneration; cell adhesion
Cellular component (GO): membrane
Source: RefSeq, a predicted model, not a curated record
AUGAGCUAUCGAAAGACGAAAGAUCAAUAUGAGGACGCGCCCAAUUCCGAUCCACAGCGUUCCGUUGAUGACUACGAUAGUAACGUCAUCAUGUUGGCCCCUCCAGCGUUGGAAAGAAGCAAAAGUGAUUUGAGUUUGACCUCAAGCGAGCUGAACAGAUACUCGAGCAUAAUCAAUCGUUUUCACACAAAUCCCGAUCCAGUCAAGUUUAGAUCAAGUGCCAAGAAUUCCUCAGCAACGAAGUUGACCCAACGAAGCAAAGUCACACCAUCUACCAACGCCCUGUCACUUCCACUGAGACUUUCUCGAGAAACGGACCUAACGCUGGUGACUGGGCGAGCUAGCUCGGAUUCGCAUCCCUAUGACCUGUCGAAGAGCAUUGCCGAAUCGGCAAUGGACAUAUCAUUGCUGACGGCAAAUGCCAACCAGCUAAGGUUGCUGAUAACUUACAACCAAGGCUCGCAGACUUACACGGCCUGCAUAACCUUCAUUAUUAUGUCUCUGGUUCUGCAGAUGUUGGUUGCUGUAACUAUGAUCAUCGUUACCCUAACGAAACAAAACCUCCAGGAGACUACCCGCCAAAAGCUCAAAAUUAUCACAUCGGUUGGAGUGGCCGUUAUCACGAUGAUAAACAUAUUGGUAGCCUCGCUAGUGGUGGCCGAACAGACGCCCACGUCAGCCAGUGGUGCUAUCAAGAUAAUGGAGAUGAUUCCUGUAAGCACUAGUACUGUAACCCCUGCAACGAUCAGUACUACUGUCAGUUCUCUGCUGGGAACUGAGGCAGGCACCUCUGUUGACAUUUUUACGUAG